UGCACAAGUGUACUCAUAAAAAAUAUCAUAUAAAAAUGGCGUCCGAGCCGUUUUACCGCAGUGGAUAACAGAUAGUAAGUCUGACCACUAGAAAGCGAUUAUGAAGUUCUCGGCGGCGCUGCUGCUCGGCUUGCUGAGUGUCGCGCUGACGCUCGCAGAGCCAAAGAGUGGCCGUCGAGUUGUACGUCGGGUGAUAGAGCGUGAUGUACCAGUCACUGAGACUGUAGUCGAGACCCAUGAGAUCCCAGUGGAGACCGUGACUACACAACAGGUUGUCACCGAUCGUCACUUGAAACAAGAAUAUCAGAAAAUUAACAAAACGAAGAUUGAAACGCAGGUCCUCGCGAGCCAAGAAGGAAGCAGCGAGUCCCAAGACUACGAAAGCAGUCAGACCGACUCUUCGUAUCAAGAUGUUUCUACCCAGGAAAGCAGUGAGACGGAGACGACAGAAUCGGAUGGGGAGGUCACACAGUACCAAACCGUAAAAGAUCAACUUGUCAAAAGGAAGAAGAAAACAAGAAAAUUGACUAAGCAGCUUCACCUAAUCGAGGCUGUAUCCGAAGAUGUGCUGCAGUUCUCCGAGGCGCUUAAGAAAGCUUGCGGCGCCAAAGAAGAAGAAGAAACAGCCGCAACACUGUUCGCUUUGACCGGCUCAAGAGAUGAAACCACCGCUAUAGAAUAUAUAAAGAAAGUAACUGGUAUUACUUCUAUCGAGUCAAUUUACGAGUGUAUCAAUCGCAUGAGCGGCAGCAGGUCAUUUGAAGAAAUCAUCCAAUUCAUGGUGUUGUUCCAAGGCUCCUCAGACGCCACCAAUUUCGUCGCUGUAUUGAGGAUGAUAACCAACGAAUCUGAUUGCUUCAAGGCCUUCGAUAUUAUCCAGAUAAUGACUGGACACAAUGAUUUCGAUGGUGUCAUUGAAAUCUUACAAAACAUCACUGGAGAAAAGGAUCUGAAUGGUCUAGCGCACUUCUUCCGCCACAUCGCCAAGACUAAUGGUCUCGAUGGAUUACAACGUUACAUCAAGAAGAUCACCGGAGGAGUUGGUUCCGAAGACUUCCCCGCUGUCUACGAGGCCUUGAGCGUAGAACUUGAUGUGAGGACAACUUUGAAAAUCCUUAUUAACUGCACCAGGACAAAUGAUAUUGGUGAAGCAAUCGUAGUGUUCAUUAAGAUAUUAAAAUGCAAGAGUUUCUCUGAAAGUAUCAGGAUCAUGAAGAUAGCCACCGGGCAAUCUCAACUCAAAUACGCUUUGGAAGAAAUGACUCAAGUCACGCAGACACCAAGUCUUAUAGAGAUAUUGGAAAGCCUCUACCGUUUGACUGGCCGUGACUCCUUGCAGCAAUGCCAGCAAGUUUUCAAGGAAGUCUUCCAGGUUGACACCAUCGUGGAAGUCAUCCAUAAGAUCAACAAGGUGACGAAGCGAAAGGAUGCCAUCACUGUUUUGAACUCGUUGCUCGAGUUAACGAAGACCACCAGGAUCCAAGACGUGUACACAGUACUCAAAAAGAUGGUCAGAAAGCAUUCAUCUCUCAGUUUUCUGGACAUCUUGCAACAGAUCAGGAUUAAAUCAGGAUGUGAAGAUGUCAUCGAAUGCUUCAGGAAACUUCUCAAAUAUACUGGGACCAAGACAAUGCAACAAGGUUGGGAAAUCCUAUCGCGAGUGCUUGAAACCGACGAUGUUCUCGACCUGAUCGCUCUCGUGAAGAAGUUCACCAAAGUGGAUGUGUGCACGUUCAUAGAGGUUAUAAUCAAAAUCACGAACACAACGACCAUCGAAGAGGCCGUGUAUAAACUUGUUAAAAUUACUAAGACAAAACAUAUCAUCCACUGCAUGGAGACGAUCCACGAAGUCCUGCGAAUUGAUGUCGUCUCGUUCUUCAGGCAACUCAUGCUUAUCAAGAAGACGAUAACAAUCGAAGAAAUCGUCACCAUGAUGGAGGAGUUCACAGAAACUACAACUUUCACCGAGGCUGUUAGAGUACUUAAGAUUCGUAAAGUUGACAUCGUGAAGACUAUUACACGACUCAUAAAAGAAAGGGAAGAGAUUGAAUAUGAAGAGUAUUAUGACGAUGAGGACGAUGGCAAAAAGCCUCAUCAUCCUCAUAAACCACAUAAGCCGCAUGGACCACAUAAGCCGCAUGGACCCCAUAAGCCCCACAAACCACAUAAGCCACAUGGACCUCAUAAGCCCCACACACCACAUAAGCCUCACAAACCGAGUGAACCAAAUAAGCCAGGAAAGCCGACUAAACCAGGAAAGCCAGGGAAGCCAGUGAAACCAGGCAAGCCAGGUCAACCAGGAGAGCCAGUGCAUCCAGGAAAGCCUGAGAAACCGCAUAAACCUUGUGGCACACACAAACCACAUCGGCCUGGCCAACCAGGUAAACCUGGUAAACCAGGAAAGCCAGGUCAACCAGGGGAACCAGGAAAGCCAGGCAAACCUGGAAAGCCAGGGAAACCAGGAAAGCCAGGCAAGCCAGGAAAGCCAGGACAGCCAGGCGAGCCAGGGCAGCCAGGGAAACCAGGAAAGCCAGGGCAUCCAGGAAAGCCUGACAAACCGCAUAAGCCUCAUAAACCAGGAACACCAGGCGAACCAGGAAAGCCAGGCAAACCAGGACAGCCAGGGAAACCAGGAAAGCCUGGGAAACCAGGAAAGCCAGGACAACCAGGUGAGCCAGGACGGCCCGGGGAACCGGGAAAGCCAGGUAAACCAGGAAAGCCAUGCCACCCAGGAAAGCCAGAGAAACCGCAUAAGCCACAUAAGCCUCAUAAACCAGGAGGCCCAGGAGAACCAGGAAAGCCAGGCAAACCAGGAAAGCCAGGAAAGCCAGGGAAGCCAGGAAAGCCAGGUGAGCCAGGACAGCCCGGGGAACCAGGAAAGCCAGGUAAACCAGGAAAACCAGGAAAGCCGGGCCAUCCAGGCAAGCCAGAGAAACCACAUAAGCCACAUAAGCCUCAUCAACCAGGAGAACCAGGGAAACCAGGAGAGCCAGGCCAACCAGGAAAGCCAGGCAAACCCGGAAAGCCAGGGAAACCAGGAAAGCCAGGUCAACCAGGAAAGCCAGGACAGCCAGGCGAGCCAGGACAGCCGGGGAAACCAGGAAAGCCAGGACAUCCAGGAAAGCCUGACAAACCGCAUAAGCCACAUCAGCCUCAUAAACCAGGCGGACCAGGGGCACCAGGAGAACCAGGAAAGCCAGGUAAACCAGGGAAACCAGGAAAGCCAGGUCAACCAGGGGAACCAGGAAAGCCCGGGGAACCAGGAAAGCCAGGGAAACCAGGAAAGCCGAGCCAUCCAGGAAAGCCAUGCCAUCCAGGAAAGCCAGAGAAACCGCAUAAACCACAUAAGCCCCAUAAACCAGGAGAACCAGGAGAACCAGGCAAACCAGGAAAGCCAGGCAAACCCGGAAAGCCAGGACAACCAGGAAAGCCUGGGAAACCAGGAAAGCCAGGUCAACCAGGUGAGCCAGGACGGCCCGGGGAACCAGGAAAGCCAGGUAAACCAGGAAAGCCAUGCCACCCAGGAAAGCCUGAGAUACCGCAUAAGCCACAUAAGCCUCAUAAACCAGGAGGACCAGGAGAACCAGGAAAGCCAGGCAAACCAGGAAAGCCAGGGAAGCCAGGAAAGCCAGGUGAGCCAGGACAGCCCGGGGAACCAGGAAAGCCAGGUAAACCAGGAAAACCAGGAAAGCCGGGCCAUCCAGGCAAGCCAGAGAAACCACAUAAGCCACAUAAGCCUCAUCAACCAGGAGAACCAGGGAAACCAGGAGAGCCAGGCCAACCAGGAAAGCCAGGCAAACCCGGAAAGCCAGGGAAACCAGGAAAGCCAGGUCAACCAGGAAAGCCAGGACAGCCAGGCGAGCCAGGACAGCCGGGGAAACCAGGAAAGCCAGGGCAUCCAGGAAAGCCUGACAAACCGCAUAAGCCACAUAAGCCUCAUAAACCAGGAGGACCAGGGGAACCAGGAGAACCAGGAAAGCCAGGCGAACCAGGAAAGCCAGGCAAACCCGGAAAGCCUGGGAAACCAGGAAAGCCAGGCAAGCCAGGCAAGCCAGGCAAGCCAGGCAAGCCAGGAAAGCCAGGUCAGCCAGGAGAGCCAGGACAGCCAGAGAAACCGCAUAAGCCACAUAAGCCUCAUAAACCAAUAGGACCAGGAGAACCCGGGGAACCAGGAAAGCCAGGCGAACCAGGAAAGCCAGGCAAACCCGGAAAGCCUGGGAAACCAGGAAAGCCAGGCAAGCCAGGAAAGCCAGGUCAGCCAGGAGAGCCAGGACAGCCCGGGGAACCAGGGAAGCCAGGUAAACCAGGAAAGCCAGGAAAGCCGGGCCAUCCAGGAAAGCCAGAGAAACCACAUAAGCCACAUAAGCCUCAUCAUCCAGGAGGACCAGGCGAACCAGGGGAACCAGGAGAGCCAGGCAAACCAGGAAAGCCAGGCAAACCCGGAAAGCCUGGGAAACCAGGAAAGCCAGGCAAGCCAGGAAAGCCAGGUCAGCCAGGAGAGCCAGGACAGCCCGGGGAACCAGGGAAGCCAGGUAAACCAGGAAAGCCAUGCCAUCCAGGAAAGCCAGAGAAACCACAUAAGCCACAUAAGCCUCAUAAACCAGGACGACCAGGAGAACCAGGGGAACCAGGAGAGCCAGGCGAACCAGGAAAGCCAGUCAAACCCGGAAAGCCUGGGAAACCAGGAAAGCCAGGCAAGCCAGGAAAGCCAGGUCAGCCAGGAGAGCCAGGACAGCCCGGGGAACCAGGGAAGCCAGGAAAACCAGGAAAACCAGGAAAGCCAGAGAAACCGCAUAAGCCACAUAAGCCUCAUCAUCCAGGAGGACCAGGAGAACCAGGGGAACCAGGAGAGCCAGGCGAACCAGGAAAGCCAGGCAAACCUGGAAAGCCUGGGAAACCAGGAAAGCCAGGCAAGCCAGGAAAGCCAGGUCAGCCAGGAGAGCCAGGACAGCCUGGGGAACCAGGGCAGCCAGGUAAACCGGGAAAACCAGGAAAGCCGGGCCAUCCAGGAAAGCCAGACAAACCGCAUAAGCCACAUAAGCCUCAUCAUCCAGGAGGACCAGGAGAACCAGGGGAACCAGGAGAGCCAGGCGAACCAGGAAAGCCAGGCAAACCCGGAAAGCCUGGGAAACCAGGAAAGCCAGGCAAGCCAGGUCAGCCAGGAGAGCCAGGACAGCCCGGGGAACCAGGGAAGCCAGGUAAACCAGGAAAGCCAUGCCAUCCUGGAAAGCCAGAGAAACCACAUAAGCCACAUAAGCCUCAUAAACCAGGGCGACCAGGAGAACCAGGGGAACCAGGAGAGCCAGGCGAACCAGGAAAGCCAGGCAAACCCGGAAAGCCUGGGAAACCAGGAAAGCCAGGCAAGCCAGGAAAGCCAGGUCAGCCAGGAGAGCCAGGACAGCCCGGGGAACCAGGGAAGCCAGGUAAACCAGGAAAACCAGGAAAGCCUAGCCAUCCAGGAAAGCCAGAGAAACCACAUGAGCCACAUAAGCCUCAUCAUCCAGGAGGACCAGGAGAACCAGGGGAACCAGGAGAGCCAGGCGAACCAGGAAAGCCAGGCCAACCCGGAAAGCCUGGGAAACCAGGAAAGCCAGGCAAGCCAGGUCAGCCAGGAGAGCCAGGACAGCCCGGGGAACCAGGGAAGCCAGGUAAACCAGGAAAACCAGGAAAGCCAGAGAAACCGCAUAAGCCACAUAAGCCUCAUCAUCCAGGAGGACCAGGAGAACCAGGGGAACCAGGAGAGCCAGGCGAACCAGGAAAGCCAGGCAAACCCGGAAAGCCUGGAAAACCAGGAAAGCCAGGCAAGCCAGGAAAGCCAGGUCAGCCAGGAGAGCCAGGACAGCCUGGGGAACCAGGGCAGCCAGGUAAACCGGGAAAACCAGGAAAGCCGGGCCAUCCAGGAAAGCCAGAGAAACCGCAUAAGCCACAUAAGCCUCAUCAUCCAGGAGGACCAGGAGAACCAGGGGAACCAGGAGAGCCAGGCGAACCAGGAAAGCCAGGCAAACCCGGAAAGCCUGGGAAACCAGGAAAGCCAGGCAAGCCAGGAAAGCCAGGUCAGCCAGGAGAGCCAGGACAGCCCGGGGAACCAGGGAAGCCAGGUAAACCAGGAAAACCAGGAAAGCCAGAGAAACCGCAUAAGCCACAUAAGCCUCAUCAUCCAGGAGGACCAGGAGAACCAGGGGAACCAGGAGAGCCAGGCGAACCAGGAAAGCCAGGCAAACCCGGAAAGCCUGGGAAACCAGGAAAGCCAGGCAAGCCAGGAAAGCCAGGUCAGCCAGGAGAGCCAGGACAACCUGGGGAACCAGGGCAGCCAGGUAAACCGGGAAAACCAGGAAAGCCGGGCCAUCCAGGAAAGCCAGAGAAACCGCAUAAGCCACAUAAGCCUCAUCAUCCAGGAGGACCAGGAGAACCAGGGGAACCAGGAGAGCCAGGCGAACCAGGAAAGCCAGGCAAACCCGGAAAGCCUGGGAAACCAGGAAAGCCAGGCAAGCCAGGAAAGCCAGGUCAGCCAGGAGAGCCAGGACAGCCCGGGGAACCAGGGAAGCCAGGUAAACCAGGAAAACCAGGAAAGCCAGAGAAACCGCAUAAGCCACAUAAGCCUCAUCAUCCAGGAGGACCAGGAGAACCAGGGGAACCAGGAGAGCCAGGCGAACCAGGAGAGCCAGGCGAACCAGGAAAGCCAGGCAAACCCGGAAAGCCUGGGAAACCAGGAAAGCCAGGCAAGCCAGGAAAGCCAGGUCAGCCAGGAGAGCCAGGACAGCCCGGGGAACCAGGGAAGCCAGGUAAACCAGGAAAACCAGGAAAGCCAGAGAAACCGCAUAAGCCACAUAAGCCUCAUCAUCCAGGAGGACCAGGAGAACCAGGGGAACCAGGAGAGCCAGGCGAACCAGGAAAGCCAGGCAAACCCGGAAAGCCUGGGAAACCAGGAAAGCCAGGCAAGCCAGGAAAGCCAGGUCAACCAGGAGAGCCAGGACAGCCCGGGGAACCAGGGAAGCCAGGUAAACCAGGAAAGCCAUGCCAUCCAGGAAAGCCAGAGAAACCGCAUAAGCCACAUAAGCCUCAUAAACCAGGACAACCAGGUGAACCAGGCGAACCAGGAGAGCCAGGUGAACCAGGAGAGCCAGGUCAACCAGGAGAGCCAGGGCAACCAGGAGAGCCAGGGAAACCAGGAAAGCCAGGACAUCCAGGAAAGCCUGUGAAACCUCAUAAGCCACAUAAGCCACAUAAGCCUCAUAAGCCACAUAAGCCUCAUAAACCAGGACAACCUGGUGAACCAGGAGAACCAGGAGAGCCAGGCGAACCAGGAGAGCCAGGCGAACCAGGAAAGCCAGGACAUCCAGGAAAGCCUGUGAAACCUCAUAAGCCACAUAAGCCACAUAAGCCUCAUAAGCCACAUAAGCCUCAUAAACCAGGAGGACCAGGUGAACCAGGGGAACCAGGAGAACCAGGCGAACCAGGAGAGCCAGGUGAACCAGGAGAGCCAGGGAAACCAGGAAAGCCAGGGAAACCAGGAAAGCCUGGGAAACCAGGAAAGCCAGGAAAGCCAGGUCAACCAGGAGAGCCAGGACAGCCCGGGGAACCAGGGAAGCCAGGUAAACCAGGAAAGCCAUGCCAUCCAGGAAAGCCAGAGAAACCGCACAAGCCACAUAAGCCUCAUAAGCCUCAUAAACCAGGACAACCAGGUGAACCUGGGGAACCAGGAGAGCCAGGCGAACCAGGAGAGCCAGGUGAACCAGGAGAGCCAGGUCAACCCGGAGAGCCAGGGAAACCAGGAAAGCCAGGACAUCCAGGAAAGCCUGUGAAACCUCAUAAGCCACAUAAGCCACAUAAGCCUCAUAAGCCACAUAAGCCUCAUAAACCAGGACAACCAGGUGAACCAGGAGAACCAGGAGAGCCAGGCGAACCAGGAGAGCCAGGUGAACCAGGAGAGCCAGGGGAACCAGGAAAGCCAGGACAUCCAGGAAAGCCUGUGAAACCUCAUAAGCCACAUAAGCCUCAUAAGCCACAUAAGCCUCAUAAACCAGGACGACCAGGAGAACCAGGGGAACCAGGAGAACCAGGCGAACCAGGAGAGCCCGGUGAACCAGGAGAGCCAGGUCAACCAGGAGAGCCAGGGAAACCAGGAAAGCCAGGACAUCCAGGAAAGCCUGUGAAACCUCAUAAGCCACAUAAGCCUCAUAAGCCACAUAAGCCUCAUAAACCAGGACGACCAGGUGAACCAGGGGAACCAGGAGAACCAGGCGAACCAGGAGAGCCAGGUGAACCAGGAGAGCCAGGUGAACCAGGAGAGCCAGGUCAACCAGGAGAGCCAGGGAAACCAGGAAAGCCAGGACAUCCAGGAAAGCCUGUGAAACCUCAUAAGCCACAUAAGCCUCAUAAGCCACAUAAGCCUCAUAAACCAGGACGACCAGGUGAACCAGGGGAACCAGGAGAACCAGGCGAACCAGGAGAGCCAGGUGAACCAGGAGAGCCAGGUGAACCAGGAGAGCCAGGUCAACCAGGAGAGCCAGGGAAACCAGGAAAGCCAGGACAUCCAGGAAAGCCUGUGAAACCUCAUAAGCCACAUAAGCCUCAUAAGCCACAUAAGCCUCAUAAACCAGGACGACCAGGUGAACCAGGGGAACCAGGAGAACCAGGCGAACCAGGAGAGCCAGGUGAACCAGGAGAGCCAGGUCAACCAGGAGAGCCAGGGAAGCCAGGAAAGCCAGGACAUCCAGGAAAGCCUGUGAAACCUCAUAAGCCACAUAGGCCACAUAAGCCUCAUAAGCCACAUAAGCCUCAUAAACCAGGACGACCAGGUGAACCAGGGGAACCAGGAGAACCAGGCGAACCAGGAGAGCCAGGUGAACCAGGAGAGCCAGGUCAACCAGGAGAGCCAGGGAAACCAGGAAAGCCAGGACAUCCAGGAAAGCCUGUGAAACCUCAUAAGCCACAUAAGCCUCAUAAGCCACAUAAGCCUCAUAAGCCUCAUAAACCAGGAGGACCAGGUGAACCAGGGGAACCAGGAGAACCAGGGGAACCAGGAGAGCCAGGUGAACCAGGAAAACCCGGAAAGCCUGGGAAACCAGGAAAGCCAGGUCAGCCAGGUCAACCAGGAGAGCCAGGAGAGCCAGGGGAGCCAGGACAGCCAGGACAGCCAGGGAAACCAGGAAAGCCAGGACAUCCAGGAAAGCCAGAUAAACCACAUAAGCCACAUAAGCCUCAUAAGCCACAUAAGCCUCAAAAACCAGGAGAACCAGGAGAACCAGGGGAACCAGGAGAGCCAGGUGAACCAGGCGAGCCAGGCAAACCAGGAAAGCCAGGGAAACCAGGGAAACCAGGGAAACCAGGAAAGCCAGGUCAACCAGGUGAGCCAGGACAGCCCGGGGAACCAGGAAAGCCAGGUAAACCAGGAAAGCCAUGCCAUCCAGGAAAACCAGGGAAACCGCAUAAGCCACAUAAGCCUCAUAAACCAGGAGGACCUGGAGCACCAGGGGAACCAGGAGAGCCAGGCGAACCAGGAGAGCCAGGUGAACCAGGGGAGCCAGGCGAACCAGGAAAGCCAGGCAAACCCGGAAAGCCUGGGAAACCAGGAAAGCCAGGUCAACCAGGAGAGCCAGGACAGCCAGGACAGCCAGGAAAACCAGGAAAGCCAUGUCAUCCAGGAAAGCCAGUGAAACCGCAUAAGCCACAUAAGCCCCAUAAACCAGGACGACCAGGAGAACCAGGGGAACCAGGAGAGCCAGGCGAACCAGGAGAGCCAGGCGAACCAGGAGAGCCAGGCAAACCCGGAAAGCCUGGGAAACCAGGAAAGCCAGGCAAGCCAGGAAAGCCCGGUCAACCAGGUGAGCCAGGACAACCCGGGGAACCAGGAAAGCCAGGUAAACCAGGAAAACCAGGAAAAUGGGGAAAGCCAUGGCCUGUAAAGAAACCGCAUAAGCCACAUAAACCAGCAGGACCAGGGGAACCAGGAGAGCCUGGCGAACCAGGAAAGCCAGGCAAACCAGGAAAGCCAGGGAAACCAGGAAAGCCAGGUCAACCAGGAGAGCCAGGACAGCCCGGGGAACCAGGAAAGCCACAGCAACCAGAAAAGCCUCAACAUCCGACGCAACCACAACCACCGAGCUAUAAGCCAGGAGGAACACAUGCACUGGAAACCAGCUUGAAUUUGAAGGUUAUGAUUCUACCCAACGGCAAGACAGGCAAGAAUUGCUAUUGUGUGUGCGAUGCCACUGCCCCCCCGAAAAUGAUACCACUUUCGCACUUGCCCCGCACACUUGAGGUCAUCGAAGCAAACUGAGAAUAAUCCUACGCGAACUAAACGAUUUCAUCCACAAAGCAACACGGAAGGCAUAGCCAUACAGACAUAAUAAUAUUCUAAUCUUCAAAAUCAUUCUGCCAUUUUUUGCGAAGUACACAAAUCGCAGCUAAACGUAACUACUUGAGUAAAAACAAAAAUGUUACAGCGCAUACAUUUAAAUCACCAAAUCCUGCACACUUAAUGUGAGUAUGCCCAAUUUGUAUGUCCAAUUCGCCAGCGGGGGAAAUUGUGUACGCCUAGGCCUACUUACCCCCUCCUGGCUGCGUUGGCCGUGUUGCUCUACGAUUUUAUUCAUUAUAUCUUAUGUUAAUCAUGUUGUAUUUCUAUGAAUAAAUUAUAGCAUUAUUAAAGUUGUUUGUUUUAAUUGUUUACCAUUGAUUGGUACUCCGAUCUCAUUUUGAAUAAAUUAACUUCUAGUGAAGUAGUGGUAAAUA
Chilo suppressalis (striped riceborer) is the source of this 10734-nucleotide messenger RNA. The record is from the annotation of a GenBank genome assembly. NCBI's taxonomy places the organism in Eukaryota, Metazoa, Arthropoda, Insecta, Lepidoptera, Crambidae.